Messenger RNA from Mangifera indica (mango), 3553 nucleotides. RefSeq lists its product as uncharacterized. Gene Ontology annotation, molecular function: syntaxin binding; myosin II binding; GTPase activator activity. Gene Ontology annotation, biological process: regulation of exocytosis. Gene Ontology annotation, cellular component: cytoplasm; plasma membrane. The record is from RefSeq and is a predicted model, not a curated record. The coding region runs from base 198 to 3383 and encodes 1061 amino acids. The transcript has 23 exons. NCBI's taxonomy places the organism in Eukaryota, Viridiplantae, Streptophyta, Magnoliopsida, Sapindales, Anacardiaceae.
UUUCAAACUGUAACCAUUCUUGUUUUCACUCGGUAGUGAACAAAUCUCUCUCUUUCUCUCUCUAGUCGGUUAUCUCGAGACAGCGGCUGGCAGAGACUUGAUCUUGCUGACUCUUUCUGAUUCAGUUUUUGUUUUGAUUUUUGUGUUGACUGAAAUUUUGAAUCGUUUCCUUGAUCUUGAAGCUCUGAUCGAAAGAAAUGUUGAAGAAGCUGGUGGAGAAGGCUUCUAUGAAGAAGCCAGGAGGAAAUUCAGAUGGUUUGAAGUCCAAUGAUCUAGAUCCACGCGUAGUUUUCCAUUAUGGAAUCCCUUCAGGAUCUAACAUGUUUGCUUAUGAUCCUAUACAGAAAAUUCUUGCAGUUGCCACAAAGUAUGGCAGAAUUAAGCUAUAUGGAAAAGAUAAUACUCAAGCUAUGCUUGAAUCGAAUGAAGCUGUAUCAAGCAAGUUUCUUCAGUUCCUUCACAACGAGGGCAUUCUUCUAAAUGUAACGUCCACAAAUCACAUCGAGGUUUGGGACAUAGACAAGAACCUUUUGUCUGAUGUACAUCUUUGUAAGAAAGAAAUUACCUCCUUUACGAUCAUGCAAAGCAGUCACUUCAUUUUUGUCGGAGAUUCUGGUGGUAACAUUACCGUUUUGAAGCUUUAUCAAUCAUGUCGUGUAGUACAAAUGGAGUAUACUAUACCUCUUUCAGCUUCUCAUGGGAAUGAAGUUUCUGAUGAUCCUGCCGUGUCAUUUAUACUGCCUCCACCCAUAGCUGAAAGUAAGAGGAUUCUUAUUAUUUUCAGAGAUGGCCUUAUUACAUUGUGGGAUAUUCGAGAAAGCAAAUCCAUCCGUGCAGCUGGCGGAAAUGUGUUGCAAUCACUCUACCAUGAAAAGAAACAAGUGACAUCCGCUUGUUGGGUUUGCCCAGUUGGAAGUAAAGUUGCUGUAGGAUACAACAAUGGGGAGAUUUUCAUCUGGGGUGUUCCCUCUACCCCAAACGUCAAAGCUGAACUGUCAUCGGAGUUUAACACUCAGACGACUCCUAUUUGUAAACUUAAUCUUGGAUAUAAAUUGGAAAAAAAUCCUAUCGCAUCAUUGAAAUGGGUUUAUGCUGAUGGAAAAGCUGGUCGACUGUAUAUUAUGGGCGACUCUGACUCGGUUUCUGCAAACUUGUUGCAGAUAAAGUCAUUGAAGAUUGUGGUGUGGCAGGUAAUCUUACUGAAUGAGCAAACUGAAUCCCGCACAUCUAAGUUGGUGCUACCUUGUUCGGAACCAUGUAUUGACAUGGAGAUUAUUUCAAGCUCAAGUGAACAAAGCAAGCAAAAACAAGAUUUUCUCCUUCUACUUGGAAAGUCUGGGCAUGUUUAUGGUUACGAUGAUGGUCAGAUAGAAAGUUAUCUUUUACAAUACCAAUCCCGUUCUCCACCUUCACUGCCAAAGGAGAUCAUGGUGAAGAUUCCAUUUUUUGAUUCAAGUAUCACCGUAGUUAAAUUCAUUGCAGAUAACCCAUCAUAUAUGUUAAGUUCUACCGAUGAGGAUUACAUGCUUCUGGCGAAAAGUACUCCAUCUUUUCUUCCUUUUGAGACGAAGCAAAAAGAUGUACCACAGUCCCAUGGAUUUGCAAAGGUUAAAAACUUGUUCAUAACUGGACACAGUGAUGGAGCAAUUAACUUUUGGGAUGUAUCAUGUCCAUUUUUUAUCCCCAUUCUAUCAGUAAAGCAACAGAGUGAAAAUGAUUUCUCAUUGAGUGGUGUAGCACUGACAGCACUGUAUUUUGAUGGCUGCUCUCGAGUCCUUGUUUCUGGAGAUCAAAGCGGAAUGGUUCGAAUUUACAAAUUCAAAUCUGAGCUACAUGCCAUGGACAACAGUUUUAUGCCUUUUACAGGUAUUAUGUUAAAAGGAAAUAGCCACAUCUUCCAUAGUGUUAAAGUUAUAAAGGUUAAUGGUUCUAUACUUUCUCUAAACAUAAGCCAAACUUCACGACAUCUUGCUAUUGGAUCUGAUAAAGGAUAUGUUGCCUUAGUUGAUAUAGAAGGCCCCACUGUGUUGUACCAAAAACACUUUGAUAGUGAAAUUUGCACUGGCAUCAUAUCUAUGCAGUUUGAAACUUGCAGUUUGCAUGGUUUUGACAAGAAUGUUUUGGUGGUUGGAACUAAGGAUUCAUCAGUUUUGGCUCUUGAUAGUGAUUCCGGAAACAUGCUUAGCACUAACACAGUUCAUCCCAAGAAACCCUCGAGAGCUCAUUUCAUGCAAAUUCUUGAUGGCCAGGAUUCAUUAGCUAGAGGGGCAAAUAUAUCAAAUAGUAUAGAUAUCAGCAAGGGGAGUCCUGCAGAAAAUGUAAUACCAAAACAGUUGUUUCUAUUGUUAUGUUCAGAAAAAGCAGCAUACGUAUAUUCCUUAACUCAUGCAGUUCAGGGAGUUAAGAAGGUGCUCUACAAGAAGAAGUUCAAUUCCUCUUGCUGUUGCUGGGCAUCAACAUUCUACAGUGGCUCUGAUGUUGGCCUAAUACUCCUGUUUACUAGUGGAAAAAUUGAAAUAAGGUCCUUGCCUGAGCUAAUCCUAUUGAAGGAAACUUCAAUUAGAGGUUUUACAUGUCCUGUGCCAAAGCCGAAUUCAUUAUCUGAUAGUUUAAUAUGCUGUUCAUUGGAUGGAGAACUUGUCAUGGUAAAUGGAGAUCAAGAAAUCUUUUUUGUCUCAGCACUGCUCCAAAAGGAUUUCCUGAGGCUUUUGGACUCUGUAAGCCAAGUUUACAGGAACGAUCCAACACUUUCACAAGAAGGGCUGGUCUCUGGAUCUAUAGUCCAAAAGGAGAAGAAAAAGGGUAUAUUUGGCUCUGUUCUUAAAGAUAUAAAGGGCAGCAAAACCAAGCAAGCUCCUGAGGUGGAAACAGAAGAUACCAAAGAAAGCAUUGAAGAACUUUCAACAAUAUUUUCUACAGCUAAUUUUCCAAGUGAUUCUGAGAAUAUAGAUAACCUGGUGCUUAAAGAAGAUGAGGAUGAGUUAAACAUAGAUGAUAUUGACCUGGAUGAUAGUACUGUAGAAAAACCCAAAGAACGGGGUAUGUUGGGAAACUUGAAUAAGCAAAAAUUGUCAAGCACAUUUCAGGCUCUUAAAGGAUCAUUGAAACAGAAGAAGGUUAAGAAUGAGAAAAAUAAUAACAUCAAGGAAGAGCAACAGGAUGAUAAGACCAGUGCAGUUGAUCAAAUUAAGAAGAAAUACGGGUUUUCUUUAUCUGGUGAAUCCAGUGUCGCUAAAAUGGCUGAAAACAAGCUGCAUGAGAAUUUGAAAAAGUUGCAGGGAAUCAACUUGAGAACCACAGAAAUGCAAGACACAGCUAGAUCAUUCUCCUCCAUGGCAAAAGAGGUGCUGAAAAUUGCAGAACAAAAUAAAAAGAGCUCAUAAGCUCUCUUUUUGUUGUUGUGAUUGGUAAAUAAUACUAUCUUUUUUUCCUUUCCUUGAACUCCAUCGUUUGUAUAUCGCAUUCCUCAUAUUUUGAGUUACAAGUCUACUGUCGAGUUGUACUGUGCUGUACAGGAUUUUGUUUAAACAAUUAUUUAAGGUGUGUUUCGUUA